Molecule: messenger RNA, 539 nt
Organism: Cylicocyclus nassatus
Lineage: Eukaryota; Metazoa; Nematoda; Chromadorea; Rhabditida; Strongylidae
Source: the annotation of a GenBank genome assembly
AGAAUCGAUGGGGUCGUGGGCGCAGCGGCUGCGCCCACCAGUCAGCUGAUCGUUCACCUUCAUCAUGCAUCGCAUAAACAUGGUCCGGGGGUUCAGAUCGGAUCCGCACGGUCGGACUAUGUGCUUUGCUAUGAGAAGAUGCAGAAUGGCCCGAUAUCUGAUAAGAGAACGUCCGUCAUGCUCAUCAGCUGAUUAUGUAGUAGAAGAAAUGGUUACGAAGCUGAAAACCUUGGGUAUAGCUCAGAAAAAUGAGUCCCGCAAGACGCGUAUUCAUGAUUAUGGAUCUGGGUUAUAUGUAUGGUCCAGUCCUGGAAAAUGUGCUCCUUAUGCAGUACCUAAAAAAGUAAAAAAGCCCGAAGAGAACACUGAUGGUCUAUACUCCCUCCUGUCUGGUGUGCGUUUUGGCGCCCACUUGGACGUUGCAAAUCUUCGCCUCCAAUUGAUCGAGGAUCCUCUGAAGACGGCAAUUCCACAUAGAAGACGAUAUUUGCGGUUCGGAAGUUAUUUUUGUGCCAAGCAUGAUGAACGUUAAGUGCCUC